This is a messenger RNA of Camelina sativa (false flax), 1122 nucleotides long. NCBI's taxonomy places the organism in Eukaryota, Viridiplantae, Streptophyta, Magnoliopsida, Brassicales, Brassicaceae. The record is from RefSeq and is a predicted model, not a curated record.
GUAGAAGAUAUUCUUAAAUGGGGUGUUCCAAACCACAUCGAUAUGAUUGCUCUUUCGUUUGUUCGCAAAGGUUCAGAUCUUGUUAACGUCCGGAAAGUACUUGGAUCACAUUCUAAAAGUAUCAUGUUGAUGUCUAAGGUUGAGAACCAAGAAGGAGUGCUGAAUUUUGAUGAGAUCUUGCGUGAAACCGAUGCAUUCAUGGUUGCUCGUGGUGAUCUUGGGAUGGAGAUUCCAAUCGAGAAGAUCUUCUUGGCUCAAAAGAUGAUGAUCUACAAGUGUAACCUAGCGGGUAAACCAGUGGUCACAGCCACUCAAAUGCUCGAGUCUAUGAUCAAAUCACCACGACCUACACGAGCUGAAGCCACUGAUGUAGCAAACGCGGUUCUCGAUGGCACUGACUGUGUGAUGCUCAGCGGAGAAAGUGCUGCAGGAGCUUACCCUGAGAUAGCAGUGAAAACAAUGGCUAAAAUCUGCAUCGAGGCAGAAUCAUCGCUUGACUACAACACAAUCUUCAAGGAGAUGAUUAGAGCAACUCCACUUCCAAUGAGCACACUUGAGAGUCUUGCAUCAUCAGCUGUACGAACUGCAAACAAAGCCAAAGCCAAACUCAUUAUCGUGUUGACCCGAGGAGGUACAACGGCUAAACUGGUGGCUAAGUACAGACCAGCUGUUCCAAUCUUAUCAGUGGUUGUUCCAGUUUUCACCAGCGAUACCUUUAACUGGAGUUGCAGCGAUGAGUCACCAGCGAGGCAUAGUUUGAUAUAUAGAGGUCUGAUUCCGGUUUUGGCUGAAGGAUCUGCAAAAGCAACUGAUAGUGAAUCUACAGAGGAGAUUAUUGAGUCAGCUUUGAAGUCAGCGACCGAGAAAGGACUGUGUAACCAUGGUGAUGCUGUGGUGGCUCUGCACCGUAUUGGAGCUGCUUCGGUUAUCAAGAUCUGUGUGGUGAAGUGAUAUCUUGAAUUUUAUUUUUGGUUAGUGUUGCUUGAUGAAAUAAAGAACAGGGAAUAGGUUCCUGAAAAGUGUUUUCAUUUCUGCUCUUUCCUUUGCUGUUUUAGCUUAUAAGAUUAUGAAUUCAUGUACUUAUGACUCUUGCUCUUAUUAAUCAUAGUUUAAGUUAGCCAA